AUGGGCCUGCCGAGUGCCGUGCAGGCGUUCCCCAUGGCGGCCCUGGGCUGUUGGGCACCGGGGGCGGUGGCCUUCUACCUCCCGGGACUGGCGCCGGUGAACUACUGCAAGGGUGACGCCACCACCUCCCAGUGCCAGUCGAACGUCAGCCUGUACGUGAACCGGCUGACGUCGGACGAGUCGGUGCUGCCGUACGAGUACCACCACUUCGACUUCUGCAGAACCAAGGAGCCGGUGUCGCCGGUUGAGAACCUCGGGCAGGUCGUCUUCGGCGAGCGCAUUCGCUUGUCGCCCUACAAGAUCCGCUUCUUGGAGAACCAGACUUGCGUGCCCCUGUGCAGCAAGACGUACAGCAUCGACGACCCCGCCUCCAUGAAGAGGCUGGAGAAGCUCAAGAAGGGCAUGAGCAAGCACUACAUGCACCACUGGAUCGUGGACAACAUGCCGGUGACGUGGUGCCACUCGACGAGCGAGCUGAGCGGCCAGACGUGCAGUAUGGGCUUCCCCAUGGGCUGCUAUACGUUUCGCAACAGCGUGCCCCGAGGAAUAUGCGGAGUCUACUCUGCGUACUCCAAGCCAGAGACGUUCUACCUGUUCAACCACGUGGACCUGACCAUCUCGUACCAUAAGAGCGAGAAGGAGUCCUGGGGAAGCUCCUUCAUCGAGGAAGGAGGCCGCAUCAUCUCCGUCAAGGUGCAACCACGGAGCAUCGCGCACAAGAAGCGCCCGAACUGCGACUCUGGCGAACCUCUGGCGCUGAGCUCAGGCGAGAUGAAAGACACGUUUACCGUACAGUACACGUACAGCGUCACCUUUGUGAGGAACGACCAGAUCCGGUGGUCAUCCCGUUGGGACUACAUCCUGGAGUCCAUGCCGCAUUCCGAUAUUCACUGGUUCAGCAUCUUGAACAGCGUGGUGAUCGUGCUAUUCCUCACCGGCAUGGUGGGCAUGAUCCUGGUGCGCACCCUGCACAGGGACAUCGCACGGUACAACGAACGCGUCUCAGGGGAGGACGCCCAGGAGGAGUACGGCUGGAAGCUGGUGCACGGGGACGUGUUUAGGACGCCAGAAAAGAGCCUGCUUCUCUCGGUGUUCGUGGGCAGUGGCGUCCAGAUCUUCUUCAUGACCUUCAUUACCCUGCUGUUCGCCUGUUUUGGCUUCCUGUCGCCGGCAAACCGUGGAGCCCUGAUGACAUGUGCUAUGGUGCUGUUCGUGUGCCUCGGUACUCCGGCGGGAUACGUAUCGGCGGUUUUGUACAAAACUUUCGGCCAGUUCAGAUGGAGGCUGAACAUGCUAAUGACGGCGCUCGUGUGUCCCGGCGUCGUGUUCAGCGUCUUCUUCGUGCUGAACCUGCUGCUUUGGUCGAAGGAGAGCUCAGCUGCCAUCCCGUUCACCACCCUGAUUGCGUUGCUCGCGCUCUGGUUUGGCAUCUCGCUGCCCCUGUGCUUUGUAGGUGGCUACUUUGGCUUCAAGCGAAAGGCGAUCGAGUAUCCAGUGAGGACAAACCAGAUACCAAGGCAAAUCCCGGCUUACACCAUGUACACAGACCCCUUCCCGGCAAUUUGCAUGGGCGGCGUGCUGCCCUUCGGAUGCAUCUUCAUACAGCUGUUCUUCAUCCUCAACUCCAUCUGGUCCAACCAGAUGUACUACAUGUUCGGGCUUCUCUUCCUGGUCUUUAUCAUCCUCAUCAUCACAUGUUCCGAGACCACGGUGUUGCUCUGCUACUUCCACCUCUGCAGUGAGGACUACCACUGGUGGUGGCGCUCCUUCCUGACGAGCGGCAGCUCGGCGCUGUAUUUGUUCUUAUACUGCAUCCACUACUUCAUGCGCCUGAGCAUCUCGGGCGCCACGUCCACUUUCCUCUACUUCGGAUACACCUUCAUCAUCGUAUUCCUCUUCUUCCUGCUCACCGGAACUGUGGGAUUCAUUUCUUGCUUCAUGUUCGUCCACAAGAUCUACGGUGUCGUCAAGGUCGACUAA
This is a messenger RNA of Rhipicephalus microplus (southern cattle tick), 1980 nucleotides long. Its product is annotated as transmembrane 9 superfamily member 2-like. The record is from RefSeq and is a predicted model, not a curated record. Gene Ontology annotation, biological process: protein localization to membrane. NCBI's taxonomy places the organism in Eukaryota, Metazoa, Arthropoda, Arachnida, Ixodida, Ixodidae. Gene Ontology annotation, cellular component: membrane.